CUAACCGAAGGAAAAGGCUGCAUGACAUGCCGCUCGAAGCAUGUUCGUUGCGAUGAGAAACAGCCAAAUUGUACUCGUUGCAGCCGUCUUAGCCUUAUCUGCUCCUGGUCAACACCCCCAACGUCGGCAAGUCAAGUGCAACACGGCCCUCAAGAGCUUCGAAAUCUUCCGCUCGAAGUGUCUACUAUGAGUUUAAGCCCCGCCAUGGAGUCCCCAUUGUACUGCUCCACCCGAAUCGGAGACUUCCCAGAGCGAUGCGGACUCGAUGAGUGGUGGCCCGGCUGGGACAUGGACGAUGGACUCUUACCAUGCAACUUCAUGGCGUCUCCUAACAGUUCAAUUAGCGAUAUUUAUCCACAAGGGCUAGCCUCGUGUCUCAACAUCGAGAACUUCGAACGAAUCUUCGCAAGCAGUGGAAGCGACAACUUACAGUCUAUGAGGAACAUGCCCGGCCUUCUGCUGCAUCCUUCUGCUUCAUUAUCCGACCAUCACGUCACGCUACCAAACUCGUUGACCCUCACUGCUCCUGAGCAUAAAGCUUUGAGGCACUAUCAGACCACGUAUUCGCUAUAUCGAACGACAAAAGACCCUAACUGGUCCACCCACAAGGUGCUUUUGAGUCUUGGGUCUUACAAUCCCAUGAUCAUGCACUUCCUGCUCGCGGUGUCCAUCAACGACUAUUCCCUCCGGAAGGGCCAGAACUCGUCCCAGGAAGCAGAAAACCACUUUCAAGCGGGGGCUGGACUUUUAAUUGAAAUGAUGAAACUUGGCAUGGAAGAUGACCACGUUACCACCAUGGCGGCAUACUUCUUCAUUUACCUCUACAUGUCAAAGAGGAAGUCUACCGCACCACAUCGGCUAAGCCAGCUCAGCUUGACUGUGUUGGACUACGUGGAGAGGCACGAGCUUAACACUCGUUGCGUAGCUUUCUUCGAUAGCUCGACGACUCUGGUCACUAAUUCCACCAAAACCAACAAUAGCCUUCUGGCACGACUCAUUAUGUGGACCUUUGACGAGGAUGUCAAAUGCAGCUUUCAAAGUACUGGGGGACAUCUAGCACGACAUCUCACCAAACACAGUGCCAGAACUAAAGAUGUUUACGAUGCAUCACGCAAUGCCCUCGCAACCCACUGGGGAGCGGAGUAUCCGAAUUCCCAGCAGCUCGACGACGACGUGAACUCGACAGUACUCGAAUUCUUGUGGGCGUUGAUGCCGUUAUGGCAGGAUAUCAACGAUCUAUCUCACGAACACGACCCCAACUCGUUGGAAUCGCGGUCACGUAUUGAGCAAACCUUCCUCUAUUUGGAACAGAAAUACUCCUCCGUUUUCCGCCUCUCGGCCGACGCAGGGACUAAACCUCGUCCACGAGUACUCGUCAAUGCCGAUUUCGAUGUCGUGCUCUUCAGUGCGCUACAAAUCUACUACUUUCGAUCUAUUCUCUCGGACCUAAGCAUGGAGACGCCACCAGAUAUCCAGAGUGCCCUCAAGACGCUCUUGACCAUAAUCCAACGGACGUUUGCUUCACGAGGCACAGAACUCCACGACAGAUUACAAUGGCCACUCUUUCUCGCUGGAAUCGAAACUGAUGAUGCUAUCUACAAGGACUGGAUCUUUUCUAGACUCACGAGUGAGCGAGUGGCUACAGCCUUGCAACGGACUGUGGAUGCUCAAGCAUUAUCGGGCAAGCGGUUUAGGAUGGCUGAGAUACGACAGAUGCUUUAUGAUACUGAGGAUUUGAGUUUGCCUGGGAGUAGCACGGGUUUUUUGAAUACUAUUUAGGAGCUUUGAGUGGGACACCCAAUUUCAAUGAGAGACGAGAUAUGAUAGCGCC
Mytilinidion resinicola is the source of this 1831-nucleotide messenger RNA. RefSeq lists its product as uncharacterized. Gene Ontology annotation, biological process: regulation of transcription by RNA polymerase II. The record is from RefSeq and is a predicted model, not a curated record. Lineage: Eukaryota; Fungi; Ascomycota; Dothideomycetes; Mytilinidiales; Mytilinidiaceae. Gene Ontology annotation, molecular function: DNA-binding transcription factor activity, RNA polymerase II-specific; zinc ion binding. The transcript has 3 exons. Bases 22 to 1779 code for a protein of 585 amino acids.